AGAACCAUGGGUCGCACAAAGGAGCCGAAAAAUACGAACGGCAACAGUGACGGUAGCGAUACGGAGGAGGAGUACGUAGUGGAGAAGAUCGUGGAUCGCCGGGAACGCAAAGGCAAGGUAGAGUACCUACUGAAAUGGAAGGGGUAUGACUCGAGCAGCAAUUCCUGGGAGCCGCGCGAAAACCUCGAUUGUCCGGAGCUGAUCAAAGCAUUCGAACAGUCGCGCACCGAUGCGAACAAAAAGGAGGCGAGCAAAAAGCGAACGACGGGCAAGAAAAAGCGAACCGCCGGCGAUUCGGACGAAGGCGACGGUACGGAUGAUGACGGUGGACGGGACGGUGACGGUGCGUCGACAAAAUCCGGCAAGACCCGAGCGAACGACGAGGAUGCGCGGUCGGCCGAUACGGAGCAGGUCGAGGAGUUGAACGGUUUCGAGAAAGGAUACAUACCGGAAAAAAUUCUAGGCGCGACGGAAGGAGACAAAGAACUUCUUUUCCUAAUCCAGUGGAAGGACAAAGACAGGGCGCAACUAGUAAAGUCGACAGACGCAAGGAAGCACUGUCCACAGCUCGUUAUCGAUUUCUACGAGGAACGCCUCAUCUGGCAGUCCGUCGACAAUGCGUAA
Molecule: messenger RNA, 624 nt
Organism: Anopheles maculipalpis
Lineage: Eukaryota; Metazoa; Arthropoda; Insecta; Diptera; Culicidae
Product: chromobox protein homolog 1-like
Exons: 1
Coding region: 7-624 (205 amino acids)
Biological process (GO): chromatin organization; negative regulation of transcription by RNA polymerase II
Cellular component (GO): pericentric heterochromatin; nucleus
Molecular function (GO): chromatin binding
Source: RefSeq, a predicted model, not a curated record